Centruroides sculpturatus (bark scorpion) is the source of this 1534-nucleotide messenger RNA. Its product is annotated as patched domain-containing protein 3-like. The record is from RefSeq and is a predicted model, not a curated record. Bases 182 to 1534 code for a protein of 450 amino acids. The transcript is spliced from 4 exons. Gene Ontology annotation, biological process: endocytosis; molting cycle, collagen and cuticulin-based cuticle. Gene Ontology annotation, cellular component: plasma membrane; cytoplasmic vesicle membrane. Lineage: Eukaryota; Metazoa; Arthropoda; Arachnida; Scorpiones; Buthidae.
UUAAUCUUCGAGUUACAAAAUUCUCUUGCAAAUUCGUUAUUAAAAUAUUAAUGAUUAUAACACUGUUGAUAAAUACAAUUAGCUCCGGAUCGUACAACUGAACGCCGCAUAAGAUAUUUCGAAUAAUGUACAUAAACACCGAAUAUAAGGAAAAAUAAAAAAAAAUAAUAAAAAUUAAAACAUGAAAAUCGACUUUGUGAAGAAACGAUUAUCCAUCGUUUUUCGUAAAUUAGGAAGAUUAGUUGGACUUCAUCCGUACUACUUUAUCAUUUUUCCUAUUUUAAUAUCAGCGACAUUUUCAGCAUUCAUAGUCAAUAUAAACACUAUCUCAAACACAAGCGAACUGGCAUUUGCAGAUUCAGGAAAAGUCUAUAAUACUAAGAAGUUCAUUGACGAAAACUUUCCUUUUAAUACAUCGAAAUUCCUUGAUCCAACAAGUUUUACAGACGUACCAAAAUGUGUGUUUGUGAUAUUUACAAAGAAAGGUGGUGGAGAUAUGCUCGAAAAAGAUGUGCUACUGGAAAUAAGUUUGGCAGAUCAGUUUAUUAAGAAUAUAACAAUUAACGAUAAAGGAAAAAAAAUUCGAUAUUCAGAUAUUUGUGCACGUGUAGGAGAAAAAUGUUUUGAAAAUCCGAUUAUAGAAAUAUUGCCCGAAAUUGACAAUAUAGUGCAGCGAAAGAAGAAAUUAAAGUAUCCGUUCGAGAUAGAUCCGCUGACAUACUCUUAUCAAAUUAAUUCUCUCAACUUUGGGGGUGUAAUCGAAGACGAGAACGAUGUGAUUCAAACAGUUAAUGCCAUUAGAAUAAUCUAUUUGACAGACGAGAGCGACAAGAAAAUACACAAUGUGAUAGAAAGAUGGCGAACAGAAGUUUAUAAUCGAAUAAGAAAUUAUCAAUUUAAACAUAUUCUUUGUUUCAUUGAUUACUACUGGUCAAUGGAACAACGAAAUGUGCAAUUAGUGGAAAAUAUAAAACCGAUGAUCGGUGCACAAGUUGCAUUUAUUUCUGUUUUUACUAUUGUCACGUGUAUGAGCAACAAUUGGGCAAAAAGCAAGCCUUUUCUUGGUGUUGCAAGUGUCGUAUCGGCUGGUCUGGCCGUGGUCACCUCUUUCGGAUUCAUGUCAGUUGUCGGUGUUCAAAAUAGUAUUUGGAACAUCACCAUUCCGUUCUUAGUUCUCGUGACAGAGAUCGACGAUGCCUUCGUAUUGAUGGCGUGUUGGAGAAUUUCAAACUCCCAGCAUAAAGUACACAAACGUAUGGAAGAAACAUUGGGGGAAGCAGGAAUUUCUAUAACGUUAACAUCGUUGACUAAUCUGUUUUCUUAUUGCAUUGGAAUGACGGCAUCUUUUCCUCUUAUAAGAAUGUUUUGUUAUUAUUCGGCAACCAGCGUAGUGUUUACAUUUUUGUAUCAAAUAACAUUUUAUGCAGGUUGCAUGGCAUUAUCAGGAUACAAAGAAGAAAAUCAACAACAAACAUUUCGUCUUAAUUUCAUAUUUGGUUGCGAUUACAACCGCGGAAAGCAUAAAGAUCGGUGA